AUGGAAGACAAAUGCGAGCACUGUGGUGUGGAGUCUGAGACAGCACUUCAUGUUGUUUGGGAAUGUGCUAUGCUUGAUGUAAUAUGGGAGGCCGUUCCAGGUUUUGAAAGCCGCCAACAGUCCCUCAGUCAACCUUCAGCAACUCAGCGAACCCAGCCUCGCACACGGUGGUGCCCGCCUUCACCAAACUGCUUUAAACUGAAUUUUGAUGGAGCCUCUUUUCCGGAGCUAGGUAAGGCUGGACUGGGUGUGGUCGUGCAUGAUAGUCAAGGAAGUAUGAUCGCCUCAUUGUCUGAACAAGCUCCUUUGCCAUUCUCAUCGGAUAUCGUGGAAGCCAUGGCAGCAGCAAGGGCGUUGAUCUUUGCACAAGAACUAGGGAUAACUGAAUUUGUUCUGGAAGGAGAUUCUGAGGUAGUGGUCAACUCUCUACGUAGCAACGAAAUCUCCUUUUCUUCUUUUGGCCACCUAUUGGAGUCAGCAAAAUCUUUACUCGGCCCAAUGACUGGUAUCAGCUUCUCCCAUGUACGUAGAUGUGGUAAUAGAAUAGCCCACAACCUAGCUAGACAUGCAAGAAAUGUCAGAGGUUUGUCGGUGUGGGUUGAGGAUGUCCCACCACACUUAGUUGAUGUACUUUUUGCCAAACCUGGUUGA
This is a messenger RNA of Quercus robur (English oak), 651 nucleotides long. RefSeq lists its product as uncharacterized. Gene Ontology annotation, molecular function: RNA-DNA hybrid ribonuclease activity; nucleic acid binding. Lineage: Eukaryota; Viridiplantae; Streptophyta; Magnoliopsida; Fagales; Fagaceae. The transcript is spliced from 2 exons. The coding region runs from base 1 to 651 and encodes 216 amino acids. The record is from RefSeq and is a predicted model, not a curated record.